ACACUGGGAGGACUGGACCCUCAGCCACAGCCGGAAGGAGGAUCAAUGGAAGACGUGGAUUUCCAUGCAUCUGUUUUGACGGACUAGGAGAGCGUGACGUCCCUCUGCAGGGAGGACAGAUUCCUAAGAGGCAAAAAAAAUGAGCGGCAUCACCCCGUGCUCCGCCGCUGAUGCGGUUAUCGGCUGAGCCCGAGCACUGCCAUGUUGCUUUGUGGUCCUGCCACGCAGAUGCUGACCUCCUUUGCAAGUUUUCCUGUGGUUCUUUUAUCUUAACACAGUCGGGAAAAGGCUUGUGGUUUCACCAUGGCUGGACUUCUGCACACUGUCCUCACACUCCUCUCCCUGCUGGUGGCAUGUGAGAGUGAGCCAACCCAAGCGGGCAAAGACGGCGAACCACAUGGACUGGCCCGGUCGGUUCACCUGACCUCUGACUGGGCUUUCCAGCUGGUCAACCACUCUCUGGCCUUCUCCGCCGCCGACAGCUACUGCAGAGGCCAGUUCAGCGCCCUGCCUGCUCUGGACCAAUCGGAAGGAGCUGCGGAACUGCUCCGCCAGGCUGGACUCAAGUCGUACGUUUGGGUCCGAGAUCCCAGCAAACAUGUGUCCCCAGCUGUGGCUGUUUCCAAGCAGUAUGUCCAGUUCCCGGCACUUCACUUCCCAAAAGAGUCUCGGGAAGGCUUCGCCCGGGUUAAUGUGUCCUUCCCAGCUCUGUCCGUCAUCAGCGUGUGUGUCCGUGUUCGCUGGGACCCGGCCUGGAACGAGGUCUCCACCAUUUUCUCCUACGCCUCUCCGGUCUUCACGAACGAGUUCCAGCUGCGGGGCCAAGCGGACAUGCAGGGGAGAAUCCUGAUGGCCCUCAUCAUCCAUGGAAAACACCUGCCCUACAAGGCCUCCUUCACCAGCGACGGCCAGUGGCACCAAGUGUGUGUGACCUGGUCUCGGAGCAGGGGGGACUGGGCCAUCUAUGUGGAUGGACAGAGCAAGGACAUGGGUUCAGGAACCGACUCCUCAAGAGACCUCCAUGCGGACGGAAUACUCAUCCUGGGUCAAGACCAAGACUCGUUUGGGGGGAAUUUCACCGAGCCGUUUUUUGGGACCAUCACUGAUGUCAAUGUUUGGAAUAUGUCUCUGGAAGCCAGGCAUGUCCGAGCACUCCACGAAUGCUCGCCUGCAACCCACGACCUGCUUUUUUCCUGGAACCUUGACAACCUCAUCAUCCACCCGGACGUCCACCGGGUGCAGGCCUCCUUGUUCUGUCCAGCUCUCCACCGGCCGAUGGAGACACAGGGCUGCAGAACUUUCCAGAGCUGGUCAGAGCAGUUACCGUCCAUCGGCCUGACCGACUGCUCCGAGCGGCUGCCGUUCACCUGCGUCACCAGCAGAGAGCGGUAUCUGAAGAUGAAGCAGCUCAGCGACUCCCACGACACUCAGCCCACGACCUUCAUGUCCCAGCUGAUGAAGCUGUCCAACAGGAGCCAGUCAGGCCAUGGACACCAGCUGGCUGCUCUGACCAGUGUGGACGAAGCGUCCGAGCUGCUCAACAUGUCCGUCCAGGCGCUGGCGGACUCGCAGCGGGCCGAGCUGCAGCCGUCUGACAUGGUGUCGUUGGUCCAGCUUCUGACUUUGGCUGCAGAUCUUCCCGUGCAGACGGAUGACGCCUCCAACCACAGUCGGGAGAGAGUCCUGGAGCUGAGUCAGCACUUUGUCAAGGUGGCUGACAGCAUCAUCAGCCAAGAAAACACACUCAAGUGGCAGGCCAUCAAAGAGGUGGUGAACGGACCCAUGGACGUGGUCAAGAGCAUUGACCGUAUGGUGACCAGCUUCAGCCCUCAUUUAAUGGGGAACACGGAUCAUCUCACUAUCCACAGUCCAAACAUCAAACUGGCCGUGCGGCAGCAGAACCUCCAGGAAGUACCGUCCAAAGCACCAAGCUUCUGCGGGCCCAACACUGAGAAGUCCUCCAGCCAGGACUGUAUUGCAGUGCCCCAGCAACAGCUUGUGGAUCUCCAUCACAACGGAUUCCAGAAGCUCACGUUGGUCAACACGUGGUACGGCUCGCUGCGACAGCUCUUCAGUCCUGGGGAGAACAUCACCAUGGUGCCUACUGUCAGUGACGGCAGCCAGAGAUACCUGGGGACCAUCCUGGGCUCCUCCGUCAUCUCCACCACCAUACUGGGGGACGACCAGCCGGUCAGCACCGCAGUUCACUUCCAGCUCCGUCACAGAGUCCAGAACACUGUCAACACCGUGUAUGAUCCGGUGUGUGCAUUCUGGGAUUUCAGUCUCACGCCUGAGUCAGGGGGCUGGUGGAAUACCGUUGGAUGUGAAGUGGUGGCCAAACAAUAUGGAUUCACUACCUGCUACUGCAAUCACACCACUAACUUUGCACUGCUGCUGCAGGUGUACGAAGCCGAGAGGAGCCCAGAGAACGAGCGGGCUCUGCAGGUGCUGACAUUCGUUGGCUGUGGAGUGUCUCUGUGUGGCCUCCUCUUCACCUUCAUCCUCUUCAUUGCUGUGGGGGUUCCUAAAUCAGACCGCACCACAGUCCACAAGAACCUGAUUGUAGCCUUGGGAGUUGCAGAGCUGCUGCUGAUGUGUAGCGACUGGGCGUCGGCCAAUGAGGCAGCGUGUUUUGCGGUGACUGCGCUGCUACAUCUCUUCUUCAUGGCUUCCUUCUCCUGGAUGUUGGUGGAAGGUCUGCUGCUCUGGAGCAAAGUUGUGUCUGUCAACAUCAGCGAAGACCGCAGGAUGAAGGUCUACUACGUGAUCGGCUGGGGACUUCCUGUUCUCAUCGUUGGCGUGACACUGACGGCAUCGGUCAACGAGUACAAGGCCGACGAUCACUGCUGGCUCAACGUAAAGACAGAUACGAUCUGGUCCUUUGUGGGACCAGUUAUAUUUGUCUUGUUGGUCAACGCUGUUGUGUUGUGCCGAGUCGUCAUGGUGACCGUCUCCAGCGCUCGCCGCCGCUCGAAGAUGCUCAGUCCAAGCUCUGCGUCGAAGAUUCAGACCUUCGACCUCACCUGGGCCGUGACCCGCCCCGUUCUCAUCCUGCUCCCGGUGCUGGGUCUGACCUGGUUGUGUGGAGUUCUGGUCCAUCUCUCGGUGGUGGUGGCAUAUAUUUUCAUCGCACUCAAUGCUUUCCAGGGUCUGUACAUCUUCCUCGUCUAUGCUGUUUACAACAGCGAGGUGAGAAGCGCCAUAAAGAGGAUCAAAGAAAAGAGGAAGGCCUUAUCCUUCACGAACUGCUCUCAGCCGACCACCUUCCUACCCUCUCAGAGGGUGCCUAUAAGGUCCUGGGGCCACGGUCCACCCACCCCAUCCAGCCCUGAGACCAGUGAGACUUCAGGACCCGCCAGUUCCACGUCUCUGGUUAUCAAGAAUGAGAGUUUCAGAAAAGACAGCUGUGUGAGUUUCUCCUUCAAACCUCCGACUGAAAACCAGGUGGUGCAGCUGACCGCCUUCAAGCCGUCAGGUACAGAUGUUUAGGGUGUGAGCUGAUGACCUUCACCCCAAAUCCAGCUUUGGAAACUCAACGUUAGAUGAAGAGUGAUGAGCUCUUAUUCCAUAGUUGGAUGCCAGAGCAGCUCAGAUUCCUGUCGUCGUAGACCUCGUCUCAUGCUGCUGGUCUCUGUUCUGGCUAUGACACAAACACCCUCCGUCGGAGGCUUGGACUAAAUCGCCCGUAUCUUCAGCUGAAGAACUCUGUGUGUCAGGACAGAAAGGGGUUUCCAUUAGACUUUGUCAGCCAUUAUAAAUUGCCAUCUCUUGUGUUGGCGAUCUUCAAACUUGAUCGAGACAUUGACGUCAACCAAAACACGGUCAGACAGUAGAAGUACUGGGUUUCAUUUCCAUGAACAGAAAACAAUCCAAUAGAACUUUCACAGUGUGUGUUACAUUCUCCACAGCCAAGUGGUCAUUAGUUUCUGGUAUAUUUCAUUUGUCAUCAGUAUUUACAGGUAUUUCCUGCAUACUGUCUGCAUUAGAGAGACUCGGAGUAGCCGCGUCAGUUGAGGUGGCAUCUCAUGAGUACGCCUCCUGGAGGCUUCUCUCUUGGGGGUUGCUCCUGCCACCCGGCAACAGAUAAGCGGCCGACGAAGCAAGAUUUUUUUCCCUUUCAUCAGACCUAGUAUCAAGUCUUAUAACCACAAGAACAAGUUUACUCUCGUGAAACCAAGUCCUCGGGGAGACAAACUCUGUCACGUUGCCAGUUUCAGAGUGUGUGUGCCCGUUAUUUACUCAGAAUCACAUCAAGUUUCAUCACUGGAAACAGAAAACACCUUUGUCUUUUGUGUCAGGAGGAAAGGAGGGAGACCAGUUCUGACAGGGAUGAGAACAGAGCACCGCUAACCAAAGCUCCUUCCUGUCAGCUUUCAAGACGCAUUAAAAAACAGCAGGUCUGCGUCUGCUUGGUUCCGAUGUUUCAGCCCCGACACUAGAAAGACACUGAAGCUCCAGUCCGGUCUCUCCCCGUAUUGUAGCGCAGCACAUGGAACACAUGUUGUGUUGGGCUGGACCUUUGACCUCUGUCCCACUCAGCAUUGUGUUGUCUGCCCGGCGUCCUUUCUUCUGCUCCUCUGACUGUUGUCCCUCUUCUCUGAGACGCUCGCGGUCCCAUCAUUAGGACCUUGGCCCGGCCUGAACACACCAGCUCUGCUCUAUGUGAGUGUGUUGUGCUGACAUAAAGGUGCAGACAGGCACAGCAGAUGGUCCAAACGUCUCCUGACGGUCACCCAUAAGGCUCCUCGGUGCUGGAGUGUGGCGGCUGCCGGCCUGUGCUGAGUGCUCAUUGUGGUGCGGCGGCACAAAAGACAAGUCGCUGCGCAUCAUCAGGACGUCUAUUCACGGCGCCGGCCAUUAACCACUCCAACACCUGCUCUCUCUCUCUCCCGUGCGCUUCACACCUGAGCACAUGUGGGACCUGGACGCAGCGUCACGGGAGCCUCGGCCUGCGCUCCUGCUCAUGCG
Messenger RNA from Synchiropus splendidus (mandarinfish), 4968 nucleotides. It is a transcript of the gene adgrd2, whose product is annotated as adhesion G protein-coupled receptor D2. The transcript has 24 exons. The coding region runs from base 304 to 3489 and encodes 1061 amino acids. Lineage: Eukaryota; Metazoa; Chordata; Actinopteri; Syngnathiformes; Callionymidae. Gene Ontology annotation, molecular function: G protein-coupled receptor activity. The record is from RefSeq and is a predicted model, not a curated record. Gene Ontology annotation, cellular component: membrane. Gene Ontology annotation, biological process: cell surface receptor signaling pathway; adenylate cyclase-activating G protein-coupled receptor signaling pathway.